This is a messenger RNA of Mycotypha africana, 2151 nucleotides long. Its product is annotated as multicopper oxidase-domain-containing protein. Gene Ontology annotation, biological process: cellular response to iron ion starvation; reductive iron assimilation. Lineage: Eukaryota; Fungi; Mucoromycota; Mucoromycetes; Mucorales; Mycotyphaceae. The transcript is spliced from 5 exons. Gene Ontology annotation, cellular component: high-affinity iron permease complex. The record is from RefSeq and is a predicted model, not a curated record. Gene Ontology annotation, molecular function: copper ion binding; ferroxidase activity. The coding region runs from base 72 to 1829 and encodes 585 amino acids.
AUUCACAACUGUUUCUUUUUUAUUUUCUGAUUUCUCAUUUCUUUUCGCUCCAAACAUAUCUUUGAAAAAGUAUGCGUUUUACAACAGGCUGCUUUUUAUUCACUGCCUUUACUGGGCUCGCUCAUGCUGCUCGUGUUGUUUAUGAUUGGAACAUUACCUAUACUACCGCGAAUCCUGAUAACUUAUAUGAGAGAAGGGUAGUUGGUGUUAAUGGAAAAUGGCCUCCUCCACUGGUUGAAGCCACUGAGGGGGAUACUUUGGUGAUUAAUGUCAACAAUCAGUUAGAUGUCAAUACUGCCCUUCAUUCUCACGGUAUGUUCCAGAAUACCACUGCUUAUAUGGAUGGUCCUGUUGGCGUAACUCAAUGCCCUAUCCCGCCAGGUCAUAGCCUGACUUAUGAAUUUGACCUCAAGCAACAUGGUUCCUAUUGGAUUCACUCUCAUUUCAGAGGUCAGUAUAUGGAUGGUCUGCGUACCCCAUUUGUUAUCCAUGCUGGUAAUGAAUCUUAUACAUACGAUCAUGAUGUAACGAUUCCUUUUCAAGAUUGGUAUCAUGCUGAAAGUGAAGAAGGCAUCUCUGUCUUUAUGAACGAAUUCAACCCUACCGGUGCCGAACCUGUACCUCAAUCUGGCUUUAUUUUCAACAGUGUCAAUGAUACUCUUUCCUUCCAGCCUGGCAAGACGUAUCGUCUUCGUCUCAUCAAUAUGUCUGCUUUUUCCAUGUACUACUUUAGUAUUGAUGGCCAUGAUCUUGAUAUUAUUGAAAUUGACGGUAUAGACGUGCAACGUCAAACCGUGAAAAAUGUCUAUCUGACAGCUGCCCAACGUAUCUCUGUUCUGGUCACUGCAAAAAACUCUACCGAUACCAAUUAUUAUAUGCACGCCGAUAUGAAUACGGACAUGUACGACGUUUUACCCGAUGAUUUACUUUAUAACUUGACAAUUCCCCUUUACUACAAUAACCAAAGCAAUGUGUUUGCUGCCUCUGAAGAUGUUGGAAUGGAAGGCACCUUUGACGAUAUGAAGUUGGCCCCUAUUGAAGUUGCCCGAGCUGUCCCGUUUGAUCAUCAAGUAAAUCUUACUGUUGAUUUCCAAGUCACUACGGAUGGUAUUAAUCGUGGUAUGUUUAACGAGGUCCCUUAUCUCAUGCCCAAGGUGCCCACCCUCAAUACAGUGCUUAGUCAAGGCAACUUGUCUACCAACCAAGAAAUUUACGGUCCUCAAACGCAAGCUUUCGUAUUGAAGCAUUUGGACAUGGUUGAGAUUGUCCUCAACAAUUUAGAUGCAGGUGCUCAUCCUUUCCACCUUCACGGUCAUGUUUUCCAAAUGGUGGGUCGUGGUCAAGGGGUUUAUGACGGUACAAACAAUAGCGCAGUCGAGUGGUUCCUUGACAACCCCGCACGUCGUGAUACUGUUCUCGUUCCUGAAACCAGUUUUGUCAUUUUACGUUUUCGAGCUGAUAAUCCCGGUGUUUGGUUUUUCCACUGUCACAUUGAAUGGCAUUUAGAAUCAGGGCUUGCUGCUACUUUUGUAGAAGCGCCUGACGUAGCUCAACAACGUAUUACUUUACCUCAAUCGUUCAAAGAUAUAUGCACAGCAGGUGGUAAUGCUUGGGAAGGCAAUGCUGCCGGUAAACAGGGCCUUGAUCUCCAAGGUGUCCCUGACGGCAUUUAUCUGCCUUAUGAUGGUUUUACUGCUAAAGGAAAGGGUGCUAUGGCUGGUUGUAUUAUUGCUGCUUUACUUGGCAUUGCUGCGAUCAUUGCUUACUCCAAAAUGGACCCUUACAAAGAAGCCCGUGCCAUUGCUGCCGCUAAAGCUUCAAAAAAAUAGAGUGUGCCCCAGUUCUUAGAAACUCACAGCAUACGGCUUAGCAAUGCUUAGCUAAUCCUCGUCUCGCAAAGCUCCUUAAUUUUUAACCUUUACAUAUUUUACAAUUUUUAUAUCAGCACCUGUAUUUGUUGCUUUCAUUGUCAUUACUAUUAUUUGUAUAUUAUAACACAUCCUCUAUUAUCGCAAGCUUAUUUCAAAUGGCGUCUCCCUACUCUAUUUUUCUUUCAUUCUAGCAUUAAUGUACCUACUUAAUAAACUAUAUACGAAGGCAAGCCUGCAUUUUCUAAUUCCAGUACAUCUUUAAAAAUAUGAAUAAAAUGAC